AUGAAUCUUUAUUAUUUGCUUCCCUAUAGAAUUUCCUAUGAUCCCACGAGAUACCCUAAAUACAUCCCUGAAGCGUAUUGUCUGUGCAAGGGCUGCCUCAUGGGGAUCUUUGGCGAGGAGAAUUUCCACUUCCGCAGCACCCCUGUGUACAUGCCGACAGUGAUCCUCCGCCGCACCUCCUCCUGCGCGGGGGGCCGCUACGUCUACACAGAGGAUUAUGUCACUAUCCCAGUGGGCUGCACUUGUGUACCUGAGCAAGAGAAGGAGGCCGAAAGCGUAAAUUCCAGCAUAGACAAGCAAGAAAUGAAGCUGCUGGUAAGCCAGAACAAGCCGUCAUCAGAAUGA
Nestor notabilis (Kea) is the source of this 345-nucleotide messenger RNA. RefSeq names its product interleukin 17D (gene IL17D). The transcript has a single exon. The record is from RefSeq and is a predicted model, not a curated record. Gene Ontology annotation, biological process: inflammatory response. Gene Ontology annotation, cellular component: extracellular region. Gene Ontology annotation, molecular function: cytokine activity. The coding region runs from base 1 to 345 and encodes 114 amino acids. NCBI's taxonomy places the organism in Eukaryota, Metazoa, Chordata, Aves, Psittaciformes, Psittacidae.